Peniophora sp. CBMAI 1063 is the source of this 1017-nucleotide messenger RNA. The record is from the annotation of a GenBank genome assembly. Lineage: Eukaryota; Fungi; Basidiomycota; Agaricomycetes; Russulales; Peniophoraceae.
AUGACGAUUCCGGGCGUCCCAACUUGGAGGGCAGCAAGCGUCUUUUCUUUACUAUUCUCCGGAAUCAUGCUUGGGAUCAUCACUGAACAGGUGUCCUCUUACGGGGCGCGUUAUCCCAAAGAUACCCGAUUGCUCAAGUUUUGGGUUUACUCGCUCUGGAUUCUGUCGGUGGCCGGCACUGGGUUGGACGCCUUCGUUGCUUGGACAAUUGAUGACAGCAUUCAGACGUAUCUGACAGCCCUCGUUGCAUGGUCGGCCGCCACACAAGGAACGCUCGCAUCAUUAUCCACACUUAUGGUGGAACUUUUCUUCGUGCGUACGGUAUGGAGAGUCCGCAGGCAGCUAUACCCGUCUUCACGCUGGACAAAACCAAUCUGCACAGUGCUCUUCUCCUUGAGCAUCGCAUCAUUCACGACUACGAUUACCAGCUUAGGCUUGAUCGAUCUCAACAGCGAUUCCCUCGCAAAGACUCUCCUUCUCGUGAAACUUUUCUUGGAUCUGGUUCUCGACUGUGGCAUCACGAUCUGCCUUGUAUGGAUGAUCCAUGCGAACAGGAGCGACUUCCCUAGCUAUAAACUUCGGAGGGAUAACUUCAUUCGUGACCUCGUCGUCUGGAUCACGUCACGCGGUGUGGUGCUCGUUAUAUGCGAGAUGCUCGCGGUCAUUAUGGCGUUCAAGCUCUUUCUUUCCGCGAGCCUGAUCAUCGUCACCUCAUGCAUACCUAAGGUAUACGUAUGGACACUGCUUGUGGCGGUGAUGAACCGGCAAUCCUACCAGUCCUAUCGAUCCUCUUCUGGAGGACCAGAUGUUCGACAACUUACCGCACCUCAACUCUCUUCGGUCAUCAUCCCCGAUCUUGAGGCAUGCUCCAGCCCUGGGCCAGAAACUAUGGUAUCGCACAGCACGCCGUCAAAUCAUCUGGAGGUGCGGGGUGUACUAGGUCUUACACCAAGUUUGACAGAUACCUCUUCGUCUCUUUACUAUGGAGGUGCCAGUGCUCCUUCUGAUCAUGCAUAA